Messenger RNA from Symbiodinium necroappetens, 810 nucleotides. NCBI's taxonomy places the organism in Eukaryota, Dinophyceae, Suessiales, Symbiodiniaceae. The record is from the annotation of a GenBank genome assembly.
AUGGCCUCCCUGGGCAAGGAGGACGCAGACAGGAGUCGGUUGCUGUACACCAUUCUUGCAAGCCUGUUGAAUGAGAAGAACAAGCGUAUGCUGCGGUCAAUCCCUCUGCAAAAUGGCUUUGAAGGUUAUCGCCGACUUAUUCAGGAGCUGACCCCUUCCAGCAGAGGCCGCAUUUUGGCCUUGGUUCAGGCCCUGCACAGUUGGCCGCCGUUUGAUUCGAAGCUGAGCCUCAUGCCCCAGCUCGCCAAGUUCGAGGCCGCAGUCAUGGAGUAUGAACAGUUGAGCGGCACCACCUUCAAUAAUGAUCAGCAACUUGCAGCUGUGUUGCGGUGUUUGUCUGGACAGCUCAAGACUCAGGCGACAGUGCUGAUCAGCGACUCGUCGCAGUAUUCCGACCUGAGGUCACUUAUUGAAAGAUGGGACGCGAGCCAGACGCGCUGGUCCGCGUCUAUCGCCUCCUCUUAUGGCAUUGCUUCCUCAAGCUCAGACAAGCCACAGCCUAUGGAAGUUGACAGGUUGAUGAAAGGCAAGCCUAAAGGCAAGGAUCCAGGCGGUAAAGGUGCAAAGGGCCCCAAAGGCAAGUAUGGUAAAGGCAAGGAUGCAGGCCACAAAGGUGCAAAGGGCCCCGGCCAAGGGCCCAAAGGCAAGCCGAGUAGCAAAGGCAGCCCUGGCCAUCCAGGUGUUUCCUUCAAUGAUGAGUUUCAUGUUCGAACAGUGCACGCCUCAGAGUGCACUGUCAUCCUGGACUCAGGUGCCGAUGCCCAAGGUGCAACGAUGAAGGUCAAGGCUGAGAGGCUUAUCGACUUCGUC